AAAAACCCAUUUUAUAUAACGGGUGAAAGUUAUGCCGGAAUUUAUAUCCCAAUGUUAGCCCAUGAAAUAUUCAGCACUAAAUCUACAAUCAAUUUAAAAGGUGUUGCAAUUGGUAAUGGAGUUCUAGGAAAUGCCCCAUUAAUUAGUAUGUCUUACUAUGACUUUAGUUUAGGCCAUGGAUUCAUUACAACUGGAUCCUAUGAGCAACUCAUUGAGAAUUGCUGUGAAUGUAAAUCAGGCGAUGUUUUACAUGAAUGCGAUUUCAAUAAACCAGCGAAUAGGACUAAAUGUGAGGCAACAGAAGUGGAAAUGUCUGGAACAGAGAAUCCAUACAAUGUUUACGAUGAUUGUGGCGCUAAUUCUGCAUAUUUGGGACUUUUCAACAAAUAUUACGCAAAGGCUUCCAACAAAUUACCAGUCAAUGAAAGACCAAAUAUCAAUUGUCCGCACCAGGGGUUUACAGAUUACCUAAACAUACCAGAAGUACGUAAAGCACUGCACGUACGCCCUGAGGACACCCACCACUGGAAUGAUUGCGACGGAUCCUAUUCAGGAGGGUUUACAGACCAAAGACCUAUUAUUAUGGAUUUGAUUAAUAAGUAUAAUAUCGGAAAACUUGUCAUAUUUAAUGGAAACUUUGACACCGUAUGCGAUCACAUCAAUAAUAAUAGAUUUGUUGAUAGUCUUGCAUUCAAGAAAGAUGGUCACUAUAGUGCCUGGCACACAUCCGAUGGAUUUAUUGGUGGAUUUACUCAGCACUACGAGAAAGGCUUGAGCUUCGUAUUAGUUCGCGGGUCCGGACAUAUGGUCCCUCACGACCAACCAGUGGCUGCCCUACAGUUACUCAAAAAUGUCGUCGGGAUUGAGUAACCAUGUUAAUAAAAAAUUUAUAAACGUAUUAAACUGAUAAUAUGAUUUAUAAAUAAUCAAUUAAUUUACG
This is a messenger RNA of Oppiella nova, 940 nucleotides long. The record is from the annotation of a GenBank genome assembly. NCBI's taxonomy places the organism in Eukaryota, Metazoa, Arthropoda, Arachnida, Sarcoptiformes, Oppiidae.